Messenger RNA from Cyprinodon tularosa, 2407 nucleotides. RefSeq lists its product as uncharacterized. The record is from RefSeq and is a predicted model, not a curated record. Bases 177 to 704 code for a protein of 175 amino acids. The transcript has 2 exons. Lineage: Eukaryota; Metazoa; Chordata; Actinopteri; Cyprinodontiformes; Cyprinodontidae.
ACGCGGCAGGCUGUGACGUCAGCAGUCCUUUGAAGUGGAUUCCUGUAACGGCAGACCUGCUCAGUGGUAAAACCGUUUGAAGGUUUGCUGGUUGGCUGCAGUGUUGGUUUUAUUGGAGAAUUCAACAAUAAUAUUUUCUGUUUUAAAAGGAUUUUUUUGUGUUUAGAUUAAGCAACAUGGUUUCCUUUCUUCGCUGUCUUUCUCUGGGGCUUAAUUUGUAUAAUUCAACGCAAAGCACCGUGACCUCCAGCGCUGCGGUCCGUUCUAUCUACAACCAAGUGUCUCUGCAGAACCCUGGCAGAAACCCUGAAGGAGAAAACACAUCGCCUCUGACACAAACUGAAUUUAAAGCUUUCCAGCUGGAUUUACCUGCAGCUAAACCAGAGAUGAUUAUAAAGAACCUCAGAGACAUGAAGCCUCCUCAGACGGCUGCAGGCUCAUUUUUAGAUACGACCAGCAUUGCUUCAAAUGCAGAGACACAGAAGCACGGAGCUACUAUCUCUGCUAAAACCUACCAAGAAACAUCCCGUGAGAAUAAUGAGAGAAUCGAUGCAGAAGCAACAAGUUUCCCUGGAGAACACCACGGAUCAACUGGGAUCCAAACAGAACCUACAGGUGUUCAGAUAGUUAGAAAUAUAAAUGUUAAACCAGGAGAUGAAUACGGUUGUGAAGAAGCCAAACCUGAAGCAGAUGCUGUGGGAUGACGGUGUUGAAAGCUGAUCUGAAGUCCAGGAACAGCAUCCACAUGGCUCAGGUGAAGAUCAGAGGAGAUGGCGUCCUCAGUGGAGCGGUUCCGUCUGUAGGCGAACUGGAAUGGGUCCAAAGUUGGGAGGAUACUGGAGACGAUUUGUUUUUUAACCAGCCUUUCAAAACAUUUAAUCAUGAUGGGAGUCAGUGCGACAGAUCGGUAGUCAUUAAAUGAGGUGACCUGAGGCUUUUAAUGGACCGGAACGAUGGUGGAACACUUGAAGUAUGCUGGCACUACGGGUCGGUCGAGUGAGGUGUUGAAAAUGUCUGUAAGGACUCCAGCCAGCUGACCUGCACACUCCUUGUAAGAGUAUUGAUCUUUUCCAACAUGCAAAACAAUGUCAAUGUUCUUUCAUACAAUUUAAGAUGUCUCAUUUUUCUGAAUCCAUAAGGUAUUGAAAACUGUCAGGAUGGUAGAAUACUUUCACUCAAUAUAAAAAAAAAGUGUUUCUGAACCUUUCCUUUUUUGCAUUACUUUGAGACAAUUCUUUCAUGGAAUAAAGAACCGGUUUCAGAACAGUGCUAACAACAGUAUACUGCUCUGAAACCAACAAUCAGCGACAGAAUGAACGGAGUUAUACCAAACACAACUGUAAGAGCCACAACAACCAUCAUUUCUUUUUGACUGUUUAGAGGUGUGUCCUUUUCAUCCGUGUUCGCUUCAUCGUCUUUGUUUCGAUGAUUGUUCCCUGCAGAAAAGAACAGGGUUUUAGUCUGGCCUUUCAGGUAGAAGAUGAAUUUAGACCAGCUAUUCUACAGAGAAUCAUAAACAACAUCUUUAGGAUCCAACAACAGCUGAUCAAACAUAUUUCUCUCUGACACCAAGAACUAUCAAACUGCUGGAGGUUCAGAUUAAGAGCCAAACAGACUCACCUGGAGAAGGAGGAAGAACAUCCAGGUAGAUCUUGCUAAUUGGUUGGAUGUCCCUCUUCUUGCAGUUCGGUUUUCCAACAACAUAACACUCAUAUAAUCCUCUAUCCUCAGCCUUCAGGUUCUUCAAGAUCAGAGACACAUCUCCAUUCUGUAGGUCCUUCAGCUUUACUCGACUCUUGUACCUUUGCUGUGGGAUCUCGACACUUGAAUCAUAAUCUCUAAAAACAAGUAAAUACUGUGUGAUUGGACCAGCUUUGCUCCAUUCCACAAGUUCAAAGGGUAGGCAUUGUUGCGUUGAACAUCUCCCGGAUUUUGAUGGAGAACAGAAUAAAGCAAGGUGCUCCAAUCAGUACAUACAUUUUGGCUGCUCAUAGCCCACAGGAUUAAAUUAAAAGAAAUGUACAUUAUAAAAUCUCUUGACAAAACAUUUGAACGGUCAUAACUCUAUAACGGAAUUUUUGGACAUGUCUGGUUUAAAAAUGAAUUUGAAUGAAUCAUUUAUGUUGACAAUUAAAAAAAUGUAAUGAUUUCCAAAUGCUGAUAGUGAUAUAGAAUGAUAAACAAACUAAGGGUUGAAAUUUUAACUUUAUUAAUAUAAUUUAACAAGUCACAACACAAUCUAAUGCAUUUUGGUGUAUGAUCUCUGAGUUUAUGGUUGAGUUAUAGUAUCCCAUACCCAGUGUUGUGCCUGAACGCGUUCAUUGAACGAAAGUUCAUGAACUCGUUCAUAUUUUGGGCGAACGUGAACUGAACGUACUGCAUUAUUGCCUGAUGAACGUUAUUGUGA